UUUCAGUUUAGUUCUGCCAGCUAUCCUCUUACACUCGGGACGGAACUUUCCACGACGCAAAAAUAUUGACAUAAAAUAGCAAUCAGCAUGUGGGCAGAUCUCGCGGGCAAGGUAAUCUUGGUGACCGGGGCUGGAGCCGGAAUUGGCCAGGCCUUGGUCAAACAGCUGGCCUCCGCAGGAGCCACCGUUGUCGCAGUGGCCAGGAAGGCGGAGCAGCUCGAGGAGCUGGUUGCCUUCGAUCCGGUACACAUCCAGCCCCUCCAGUUGGACCUCAGCGGGUGGCAGGUAGUGCGCGAUGGCUUGGCGAAUGUGCGUCUGCUGGACGGACUGGUCAACAACGCCGGUGUGGCAGUCAUUAAGCCAUUCGAGGAGCUCACGGAACAAGAUUUCGAUAUCCACUUCGAUGUGAACAUUAAGGCUGUGUUCAAUGUCACGCAGUCUCUGCUGCCCCGCCUUAAAGACGGAGCGUCCAUCGUCAACGUGUCCUCGAUAGCGUCGUCCCGAUCCUUUGGCGGGCACACUGCCUACAGUGCCACGAAGGCGGCCCUAGACUCGCUUACAAAAUCGCUUGCCUUGGAGUUGGGUCCGCGAAAGAUCCGCGUCAACUCCGUCAAUCCCACCGUGGUGCUGACCAAAAUGGGCGCAGACAACUGGUCGGAUCCCGCCAAGAGUGGACCGCUGUUGGCCCACAUUCCGCUGAAUCGGUUUUGCGAGGUCCAGGAGGUUGUGGACGCCACCGGCUAUCUGCUGAGCAGCAAGUCCAGCUUCGUUAACGGCCACCACAUCCUCCUCGAGGGAGGAUACGCAGUUUCUUAAGAUUCUUAGAUUUCUGGAACUCGAUGAAAAUAAAUACAACACAUACUAUAA
Molecule: messenger RNA, 867 nt
Organism: Drosophila subpulchrella
Lineage: Eukaryota; Metazoa; Arthropoda; Insecta; Diptera; Drosophilidae
Product: L-xylulose reductase
Exons: 2
Coding region: 88-816 (242 amino acids)
Biological process (GO): xylulose metabolic process; glucose metabolic process
Molecular function (GO): L-xylulose reductase (NADPH) activity; carbonyl reductase (NADPH) activity
Source: RefSeq, a predicted model, not a curated record